Messenger RNA from Aspergillus campestris IBT 28561, 582 nucleotides. RefSeq names its product transcription initiation factor IIA subunit gamma. NCBI's taxonomy places the organism in Eukaryota, Fungi, Ascomycota, Eurotiomycetes, Eurotiales, Aspergillaceae. The record is from RefSeq and is a predicted model, not a curated record. Gene Ontology annotation, biological process: RNA polymerase II preinitiation complex assembly; transcription initiation at RNA polymerase II promoter. Gene Ontology annotation, molecular function: RNA polymerase II general transcription initiation factor activity; TBP-class protein binding. Gene Ontology annotation, cellular component: transcription factor TFIIA complex. Bases 24 to 359 code for a protein of 111 amino acids. The transcript has 3 exons.
GUCUGUCUUGAGACGCCGCCACGAUGAGCGCUCAGUCUUAUUAUGAACUUUACCGGGGGAGCAGCCUCGGCCUCUCCCUAACCGAUACCCUCGACGACCUGAUCAACGAAGGCCGCAUCGAGCCCCAGCUCGCCAUGAAGAUCCUGUCCACGUUUGAUAGGAUCAUCACGGAGGUUUUGGCGGAUAAGGUGCGCGCGAGGUUGAACUUUAAGGGCCACCUCGAUACCUACCGCUUCUGCGACGAAGUGUGGACCUUCCUCAUCAAGGAUGUCACCUUCAAGCUCGAUAAUCAGACCCCUGUGACGGCGGAUAAGGUGAAGAUUGUGAGCUGUAAUAGCAAGAGGCCUGGGGAGGUGUGAUUUUUUUUCUUCUGGUGCUGCUGCGGCAGUAGCUACUCUUUUUGCGGGUUGGGCACUGGAUACAUUGCAGUGUCUUUUUUAUCGUCUUUGGGAUGGCGUUUCGGAUAUUCAUCAUGGAAUGAGGGUUCACGGCGUCUUGAUCACUAGCUAGUUUUGAGAUAUUAGUCCCGCUGGGGUCCUUAGAUUGAAGCAGAUACCCAUAUCAAUACUAUUUUAUCAGUAU